Aspergillus neoniger CBS 115656 is the source of this 1569-nucleotide messenger RNA. RefSeq names its product cytochrome P450. Bases 217 to 1287 code for a protein of 356 amino acids. Lineage: Eukaryota; Fungi; Ascomycota; Eurotiomycetes; Eurotiales; Aspergillaceae. The record is from RefSeq and is a predicted model, not a curated record. Gene Ontology annotation, molecular function: heme binding; monooxygenase activity; oxidoreductase activity, acting on paired donors, with incorporation or reduction of molecular oxygen. The transcript is spliced from 3 exons.
ACUCAGUUCCAGGAUUUUGGUCUCGGGACCCGGCAUCGCGAGUUCUACCCGUUGCUGGGAAAUGGUAUCUUCACCUUAGAUGGGCCGGGCUGGUCUCAUGCGCGUGGCAUGCUGAGGCCGCAGUUCACUCGCGAUCAGGUCUGAUAAUUCUACUAAUCUACCAUCAAUGAGAACUGGCUGACGAAUGUGAGCGGUUAGGUUGCUGAUCUCGACCUUAUGGAUGGCCACAUCACCAAGAUGAUGGACUUGAUUCCCAAGGAUGGGUCAACUUUCGACAUCCAGCGCCUCUUCUUCCUCUUGACCAUGGACUCGGCUACACAUUUCUUGUUUGGUGAAUCCGUCGGAUCAAUGCGCACAUCCACUGAGUCGAGUCUGCUGGAGAAGUCCACCGUUGGAAACGCCCAAGGGUUCGCGGAGGCAUUCAACCGAGCCCAAGAAUACCUGGUUUCGAGAUCCAGAGCCAUGGCAUUCUAUUGGCUCGUUAACCCCAAGGAGUUCCGUGAAGCGAAUCAGCUUGUGCACGAGGUGGUUGACCACUACGUGCGCCUGGCUCUCGAGGCAAAGCGUCACCCCGAAAAGAAAGAGUCGGGCAGGUACAUCUUCGCAGAAGCCUUAGCGGAGGAUACCGAUGACCCGAGAGUGAUCCGUGACAACAUGCUCAACAUCCUCCUGGCUGGCCGCGACACCACUGCCAGUCUGCUCAGCUCGGCCUUUUUCUACCUAGCACGUCAUCCUAAUGUCUGGACCAGACUUCGCCAGACCAUCGUCGACGAGUUUGGAGACGCUAAACACCCCAACGGAAAGAUCACGCAUGCUAGGCUGAAGGAUACGCCAUACUUGCGCUAUUUCUUGAACGAAGUCCUCCGUCUCCUCCCGCCUGUUCCUCUAAACUUCCGUGUCGCUGCCAAAGAUACUUCCUUGCCAUUGGGUGGUGGGCCCGACGGGAAGGCCCCGGUCUACGUGCGCAAGGGAGAGCUUGUGUCGUACAGCGUAUAUGCAAUGCACCGUCGCACCGACUUAUACGGCCCGGAUGCCCAUGCUUUCCGACCCGAGCGAUGGGAAGAGAACAGCAAGCGGGGUUGGGAGUACCUUCCAUUCAACGGCGGGCCACGCAUUUGUCUUGGACAGCAAUACGCCCUCACUGAAGCCAGCUACACCAUGGUCAAACUACUACAGCGGUACAACAGAAUUGAGAAUGCCGACCCUGAUAUGGUGGAGCCGAUCAUCAAUUCCAGUCUCACGCUGUCGCAUGACCGUGGUGUCCAUAUUCGGUUAUUUUCUUCGUGAUUUUCAGCACUGCUGGGAUUUUAACCACGCCAUUAAUUGUUCAAGCCGCCGGAUGGCUACGAAUUCUUUGCAUUAUGAUGAGCUACACUUUUCAUGCCCCGGGGCAUUCCCAGAAAUGACUACAUAUACUAGCCUGGAUAAUUUAAUAUGAUGAGAUUUUACACUACUUAGUUUGAAUCGUGAUGGCAUCCUCAACCGCUAUAUCCAGUUGAUCGGUGACACUGUGGUGCAGACGGCAAAGCAACGUUGAUACACAAGAACUAUAUUUCUCGUAUACUUGAG